AUGUUUGCAAAGCGCUUUGUUACCGUUACUCCACUCCUUUCCCGUGGUCUUGCCUCGACGACUGAAAAGGCACCACUCAUCAAGACCUUCAACAUUUACCGUUGGUCACCAGACACUCCGGAGGAGAAGCCAAGAUUGCAAGAGUACAAGAUUGACUUGAACGAUUGUGGUCCUAUGGUUCUUGAUGCCCUUCUCAAGAUCAAAAACGAACAAGAUGCCACAUUGACCUUUAGAAGAUCGUGCCGUGAGGGUAUCUGUGGUUCCUGUGCCAUGAACAUUGGUGGUCGUAACACACUUGCCUGUUUGUGCCGUAUUGACCGCGACACUAGCAAGAACACAAAGAUUUACCCAUUGCCACACAUGUUCGUCGUCAGAGACCUUGUUCCGGAUCUGACACACUUCUACAAGCAAUACAAGUCCAUUCAGCCAUACCUCCAGCGUGACACUGUCCCAGAGGAUGGUAAGGAGAACUUGCAAUCCAUUGCUGACAGAAAGAAGUUGGAUGGUUUGUACGAAUGUAUUUUGUGUGCUUGUUGUUCCACCAGUUGUCCAUCCUACUGGUGGAAUCAGCAAGAGUACUUGGGUCCUGCUGUGUUGAUGCAAGCAUACAGAUGGUUGAUUGACAGUAGAGACGAAGCCACCCACAUGAGAAGAGAACUCUUGCAAAACUCAAUGUCCUUGUACAGAUGUCACACCAUCUUGAACUGUACAAGAACAUGUCCGAAGGGUUUGAACCCAGGUAAGGCCAUUGCUGAGAUCAAGAAGGGUCUCUCAUUGGAGGGUUAA
Williopsis jadinii is the source of this 786-nucleotide messenger RNA. It is a transcript of the gene SDH2, whose product is annotated as succinate dehydrogenase iron-sulfur protein subunit SDH2. NCBI's taxonomy places the organism in Eukaryota, Fungi, Ascomycota, Saccharomycetes, Phaffomycetales, Wickerhamomycetaceae. The transcript has a single exon. The record is from RefSeq and is a predicted model, not a curated record. Gene Ontology annotation, molecular function: 2 iron, 2 sulfur cluster binding; electron transfer activity. Gene Ontology annotation, cellular component: mitochondrial membrane. Bases 1 to 786 code for a protein of 261 amino acids. Gene Ontology annotation, biological process: tricarboxylic acid cycle; aerobic respiration; respiratory electron transport chain.